Messenger RNA from Aspergillus neoniger CBS 115656, 382 nucleotides. RefSeq lists its product as uncharacterized. The coding region runs from base 1 to 264 and encodes 87 amino acids. NCBI's taxonomy places the organism in Eukaryota, Fungi, Ascomycota, Eurotiomycetes, Eurotiales, Aspergillaceae. The record is from RefSeq and is a predicted model, not a curated record. The transcript has 2 exons.
AUGAAACCCAUCCUCAUCGUCUUCACCUUCGGCCUCCUUAUCAACCAGGCCCAGGCCUGUGGCAUACCCGGCGCAUUCUGCAGCCGCUGGGGUGCUAAAGCAUGCGAGUGCAAUGGAGGACACCUAUUGGAGUGUCAGGUCACCGUGGCUCCGACGGUUGAUGGCCAGGGCGGCGAGACCGAGGCGUUCUGGACCAAGAUCAGGAACUGUCCUGUGCCGGCUGGUGGCGGGUUGCAGUGUGUUGACGGGGCUUGUACUUCUUGAUCGGUCAAUAAUAGAAGGCAUGGAGGAUUAAAUGGUUAGGGGUGAUAUGCUAGGGUAGAUGACUGCGGUGGGAUUGCUGAUAGGGGAUAGUGGUGGAAGAAAUGCUGUUGUACGGUCG